UUUUUAUCUGUAUAACGUAGAGUGAUUUUGGUUGGUUUUGGUUCGUUCUGUUCUUCAACAGUGGAUUGAAAAAUUUAUUUAUCAGAAUGCUUCCGUCGACAGGGUAUUUUAAGGGAUACAACUGUCCUUUUUAUGAUAAUGGUUUAUGUGAAAGACCUUAUUGCCAUUUUCGGCAUGUUAAAAAAGAAUCUCAGAGUACUUCAAGUGAUGGAAUCGAAAGUGGAGCGAUAUUACAAAAGCUAGUGUCGGCAGCGGUGCAAAAGGUUCUUCAACAGAAAGAGACCUCGGCAACAACGACCACAAGUCAGCCAGAGAGUAGUACAGCUGGUGCAGUGCUAGGUGUAGCCAAAGCAACAUAUAACCCCACGCCAAUAGCCGAGUUAAAUAAGAUUAAUAAUCCUGAUAUAGAAGAAACUACUGAAGAUGUUGUUGAACAAAGAAAAAGACACAUACCAGUUCCAUAUACACCGAGGAAACCUGCAGGCCUUCCUAUACAAAGACCCAUUGAAACAAAUGGUUCCUCUAAACCUUUUAUUUACAUUCCUCCCCCAGUGAAAUAUACUCCAGGAAGCACUGAGAACGUGCAGUGUGAUAAAUAUACGCCGACAGGGUCGACUGUAUCCACUGAAAAAUAUUUACCAGGUUCUGAGACAGAAUUACAAGAAUAUAAUCCUAAUGAAGGCUCCAACAACUCUAGUAAGCGUAAUUAUGUUCCUUCUGACAAGAACACGAGUAAGAAGAAAAUACUAGAAUAUAAACCAGCCAAAGUAAGCACUAAGAGUGAAAUUCCGACAGUUACCUAUCAACCAACACCGAGGUCACUUGCACCUUGUUUUUCCAGUGAUGAGGACGAACCCGACACAAAAAAAAUAAAAAUGUCUUCUGACCUUAACGGAUUAGAUGAUUUGGGGCCAGAAUUUGAUAUCUUAGAUCAAAUAUUACAUGAGGAAAAGUCUGACCAGGAUAAAGUAAGAAAAAAUAGCUUGAGUAGUGACACAAAGAAGACUAAUGUUAAAAAUGAUAUUGAUAAUAACCAAGAAAGUAAAAAGUCAGUUGAAAAAAGAAGUUCAGAGAAAAACCAUUCAGAUAAAAAUCAUAAUAGUAGUAAGUCACAUCACAAAAGCUCCUCCGAUAAGAAAGAUAAACAAAAAUCUGAUGAGAAAAGUAAAAAAGAAGACAAACUAAAAGAUUCUGAACGCAAAUCAAGACAUAAAAGUUCAAGCAAAGAUAAAGAAAAGGAGAAAAAAGAUAAACAUUCAUCAGACAAAAAACACCAUUCCAGUUCUAAAAGUUCAGAUAGUAGUAGUUCAAAACAUAGUUCUUCUAAAAAGCAUGACACCAAGAAACAUAGCUCUAAUUCUAAACAUAAGUCUAAAACAAAAGAUAAGAGUGACCAUAAGUCCAGCAGAAGCUCUAAGGAAUCCAAGAGUGAACACAAGAGUAGCAAGCAUAGUGACAGUAAUAACAUGUCUGAUAAUGAUGAUUUCAAUCCUGGGGAGGAACUACUUGAUGAGGAGUUUGAUAUGGAGUCUGAUGAAGAGGCAAUAGCAUUAGAAUGUAAAAAAAUAUUUGAUGAAUAUGUUCCCAUAGAAAAGCCUAAAAUUAUAGAAGAUACACCUAAGAUAGAGGACACAAAUGAAGAAGAAACUAUCAUAGGAAAGAAGAGAAUAUCUAGAGCACCAGAUAAAGCUAUAAAAGUGACACCCAAACCACCUGUCAAACCAGAUUUUAAAGUCAGCGCAGCUCAAGCCAUGGCACAGAGAUUAGCUAAGGUUCGAGAAUUUCAUAGUGCAAAAAAUUCAAGUAUCUCUUCAAAUAGUGAAAAUACACAAACUAAAAGCAAUUACACACCCCCAGCUACUGGAAACACCAAAAUCCGCAUUGCUCAUGUGCCAUAUGCUUCCACUUUAUUAAAUGCUAAGAAAGUUAUACCACCCAGUCCAAUGGCUAGAACUGAGCCAUCAACUAGUUGUACUAUCACUCAAACUGUUAAAAAAGGAGUUCAAAGAGUUGCUCAUGUACCAAAUGAAAAGUUCAUUGACAGACCGGGGGUUUUAGAACCUCUUGGAUCUAAAAUUGCUGCAAAUAUAAGAUCCACAUAUUUAAACAUGAUGAUAGAUGAAUGUUUAAAACUGUAUCUUUCAGCACAUGAUGCUUACGCUAGAGCUCAGCAUGAGGAAUUAACCACUAGUAAAAAAUGUUCAACUGUACAAAUAUAUAAGAAUUCUGCAGUAUUAGCAGUUAGUCGCUUAAGGAAAGAAUUGCAAGAAUGCAAAGGUGUAAAGAAAUCUGCAUCAGAUUGCUUAACAUUACAAAAAAUGCCUGGAUCUACUCCUGGUAAACCAGCAGGCUCAUGGAGCAUAGAAAGCAAGAAUAGAAAAAAUGCAGACACUUCAAAGGAGUUCAUAGGUGCAAAGUUGUAUAAUAAUAUAGUAAAGUGGGUUUUGACUGAAGAACAACUAAAACAAAAUGGUUUUCCCAGGCCUCAUGAGAGUGGGCAAAAGGGUAGGGCGAUAAUUUAUGGCCAAAAUAAACAGAAACCACCCAAGGGCUUCUUUAGAACUUGUUGUAGAUGUAAGAAAGAUUAUAUGGUGGAUAAGCAUGGUUUCCCAGCAUCUAAGGAGGAAUGUAUUUACCAUCCUAACAAUAAAUACAGGGUUCGAGGUGAAGCCAGAUAUCAAUGUUGCAGCCAAGAUGGUACAUCUGAUGGAUGUUGCAUAGCUCCCAGUCAUGUUUAUGAAUAUGUUGAUUUUGAGAAUUUGAAAGGCUUUGUCAAGACCCUACCUCCAGAAACUGCCAUGGAUGAUUAUGGUAUUUAUGCUUUAGAUUGUGAAAUGUGUUAUACCACACAUGGUUUAGAUUUGACCAGAGUUACAGUGAUCAAUUCUGAGUGUAAAGUUAUUUAUGAAACACUUAUUAGACCAUUACAUCCUAUUAUAGAUUAUAACACUAGGUAUUCUGGAAUAACUGAAGACCAAAUGGUUGGAGUCACUACUACACUAUUGGACGUCCAAGCCACACUACUCACAAUGUUCAAUAGUAAAACCAUAUUGAUAGGUCACAGUUUAGAAUCAGAUUUUAAAGUACUUAAAUUAAUUCACGAUACUGUGAUUGAUACCAGUGUUUUGUAUCCACAUAAAAUGGGGCCUCCAUAUAAGCGAGCUCUACGAAACUUGUCAUCUGAAUAUUUGAAAAAAAUAAUACAGAAUUCAGUUGAUGGUCACGACAGUGCUGAAGAUGCAACUGUCUGUAUGGAAUUAAUACAUUAUAAAUUAAAAGAAGAUCUUAAAACAAGAUGAUUAAUAAUUUGUGAACUAGAGCUUUGUUCUUAUAUUAUUAAAUUUAUUUAUAUUGAAUAAUAAUUUAAUUAAAAGCAGUUCUGCUUUCUAUAAAUGAUGGGAAAAAAUCCCAGUUGAAAUCUUGCAGUAAAUGUAGUUUAUUGCUGUUAUUUAUAAAUAUAACAUACCUAUCAUUAAAAAGGUUGUUGGAAUUAAUUUGAUGUUAUUGCAAUAACGGUAAUAGUAUAUUAAGAUAUACUUUUGUAAGAAUUCACAUUUCAUAUAAACUAUUUUUCUUA
Molecule: messenger RNA, 3577 nt
Organism: Helicoverpa armigera (cotton bollworm)
Lineage: Eukaryota; Metazoa; Arthropoda; Insecta; Lepidoptera; Noctuidae
Product: RNA exonuclease 1 homolog
Exons: 1
Coding region: 87-3299 (1070 amino acids)
Cellular component (GO): nucleus
Molecular function (GO): exonuclease activity; nucleic acid binding
Source: RefSeq, a predicted model, not a curated record